UGCUGCGAAAUACGAAGCUUUUCUGCCUCGCCUCUCCUCCUCUCGCAGCAAUUCCCAAGGUCGGCAGGUGUCUUUCGAGCCGGCUCAAAAGGCACUGGCUCUCUCUCCGUUGGGCGACGCCUCGAGUUUCUCUCCGUCUCGACCUCCUCGCAAGUAAUAGAAUCUUGCGGCGUUGAAGUGGAAGUGCAUUUCUUGCCCCAGCUUGCUUGAGAGGGAGGAUUAAUCGCCGCGUGACGCGCGUGCCGCGUACGAACGAGAUUACACUGAGCGAUGGCGAUCGUUCCUCGGAGCCGUUGGAUCUUGCCGAACCAAGCCGAUGACGACAGCAGCAGGGAGAAAGCUGAACGCCGGCUUACGAUGUCUUUAAGGCACCUGGUACCGCAGGAGUUCAUUCACUCCGUGCCGCUCCCGCUCUCCCUCGAGCCCUGCUCCUCCCUCGUCCCGCUGAGCGGCGCGGCGAGCGCGGCGGCGGCGACGGCGGCGGCGGAGGCGCUGCACCCGCACGGGCACAUCGACGAGGAGGUGGUGCACGUGGGGCCGGAGUUCAGCUGGCAGGCGCACGUGCGCAACCGACUCCAGUACGACCAAAUGUGGCGGCAGUCGAUUGAGAACCCGACGCGGUUCUGGGGCAACGUGGCGAGCGAGUUCUUCUGGAACAAGAAGUGGAACGCCGAGGCGCCCAUCGUGAGCCACAACUUCGACGUCCGCAACGGACCCGUCGCCGUCGAGUGGUUCGGCGGCGGCUACACGAACGUGUGCUUCAACGCGGUCGAUCGCCACGUGGCGGCGGGGCGUGGCGAGACGACGGCGAUGCUGUGGGAGGGCAACGACCCCGGGGACGACGCGCGCAUCUCCUUCAACGAGCUGCUCGACCAGAUCUGCCAGCUCUCCAACUUCCUGCGCGCGGCGGGCGUGCGCAAGGGCGACACGGUGUGCCUGUACAUGCCCAUGGUGCCCGAGCUCCCCAUCGCCAUGCUCGCAUGCGCGCGCAUUGGAGCCAUCCACUCCGUGGUGUUCGGCGGGUUCUCCGCGGAGUCCCUGGCGGGGCGCAUGGUGGACUGCAAGUGCAAGGUGCUGCUCACGUGCAGCGGCGUGCGGCGCGGCGACAAGCUGCUGGGGCUCAAGGACAUCGCGGACACGGCCAUGCGCAUCUGCUCCGAGAGGGACAACAUGCACAUCCAGACGUGUCUGGUGUACGACAACUCGCGCGCCAUGGCGCGGCACGAGUGCGCGUUCACGCCCGGGCGCGACGUGUGGUGGCAGGAGGUGGUGAGCACGUACCCCACAGAGGCGGACGUGGAGUGGAUGGCGAGCGAGGACCCGCUCUUCAUGCUCUACACGUCUGGCAGCACCGGCAAGCCCAAGGGCGUGGUGCACACCACCGGCGGGUACAUGGUGUACGCAGCGACGACGUUCAAGUUCGCGUUCGACUACAAGCCUGGGGACAUCUACUGGUGCACGGCGGACUGCGGGUGGAUCACGGGCCACUCGUACCUCACGUACGGCCCGCUGCUCAACGGCGCCACCAUCGUCGUCUUUGAGGGGACGCCCACGUGGCCGGACCCCGGGCGGUGGUGGCACAUCGUGGACAAGUACAAGGUCACCAUCUUCUACACCGCGCCCACCGCCAUCCGCUCGCUCGAGGCCUUCGGCGACUCUUACGUGCGCCGCCACUCCCGCGCGUCUCUCCGCGUGCUGGGCUCCGUGGGCGAGCCGAUCAACCCAAAGGCGUGGCGCUGGUACUUCGAGGUGGUGGGCGGCGGCCGCUGCCCGAUCAGCGACACGUGGUGGCAGACCGAGACCGGCGGCAUCUGCAUCACGCCCCUCCCGGGCGCAUGGCCGCUGAAACCAGGCUCCGCGUCCCUCCCGUUCUUCGGGAUCGAGCCGGUGAUUCUGGACCAGAACGGCAAGGAGCAGGACGGGCCGUGCGAGGGGUACUUGUGCCUGCGCCGCCCAUGGCCGGGCAUGGCGCGGACCCUUUUCGGCGACCACGCGCGCUUCGAGGCGACGUACUUUAGUGUCUGGAAGGGGUACUACACGACGGGCGACGGCGCGCGCCGCGACAAGGACGGGUACAUCUGGCUGACGGGGCGCGUGGACGACGUGAUCAACGUCAGCGGGCAUCGGAUCAGCACCGAGGAGGUGGAAUCCGCGCUGGACGCGCACCCGGCGUGCGCGGAGGCGGCGGUGGUGGGGUACGACCACGACGUGAAGGGGCAGGGCGUGUACGCGUUCGUGACGCUCAUGGACGGCAUCUCGCCCUCCGACUCGCUGCGCAAGGCGCUCAAGGACUCGGUCCGCAAUGAGAUCGGGUCCUUUGCGGCGCCGGACGUGAUCCACUGGGCGCCGGGGCUGCCCAAGACCCGCAGCGGCAAGAUCAUGCGGCGCAUCCUGCGCAAGAUUGCCGCCAACAAGCUGGACGAGCUGGGCGACACAUCAUCUCUCUCCAACCCGGCCAUAGUGGACGAGCUGGUCUCCCUGCGGGGCAAGUGAGGGGCGAGUGUGCAAGUGCAUAUCUGUAACUUUCCUGCAGCGUGCUGCUGCUGCCAUGGCGAGGUUGCUGCUGCAGCACCUUUGUAAUUAGGGAGGUUACGCUAGAAGUGGAAGGUUAUGCUUGGAAUAAGGUUGAUGCUAGAAGGGUGGAGAAGAGUGGUUCUUGGUCCGUGGUUGCUACCAUGUGAAUGCCUUUUGACGUUAUUGGUUCGUAGCAGGGUCAUUUCCUUCUCCCGUUUUGAAUUGUAACAAAUUUGUUCUUACCCUUUUUAUUACGCUAUUCU
Molecule: messenger RNA, 2777 nt
Organism: Closterium sp. NIES-67
Lineage: Eukaryota; Viridiplantae; Streptophyta; Zygnematophyceae; Desmidiales; Closteriaceae
Source: the annotation of a GenBank genome assembly